UGUAAGAUCCGUUAGAGUGUUUAGUACAUAGUAGACAUGGUAGGAAUUUUAGCGGUUCUAACUCUCAUUUGUGUUGGUAUAUUUGAUGAGUUGGAAAUAUUUAUAAUUUCACCGUUUGUGUAAGUUUUUUAAAUAUAUGGAUCAUUAUAGAAGACGGAGCCCGUCGAGGAAAGGAGGUAGCAGUUGUCAUGGCAGGGAUCGAAGCACAUCAUCAGAAAAAUGUAAAAGUGAAAACAAAAAACGCCAUCAUAUUUCCCCCACCUGGUCUGGUAGUAAUAACAGAUCGGGUAGGAGGGACAGAGAUAGAAAAUCUCCACCAAGGGAGAAGUCACACAAAAAGGCUAAGAAGCAUAAGCAGAGAAGAAGGUCUCCAACAGAUGACAGUGACUCAAGUUCCUCAGAUACGGACUCAUCAGAUGAUUCUGUGAAGUUGCUGCAGAAAUUGAAGGAAGAGAGAAUCCGUCACGCAGAAGAACGUAGAAGGCAGAAGGAAUUACUGAAGGCUACGGAAACACCAGAAGAAAAACGGUUGAGGAGACUGCUAAAGAAAGAGGCCAAGGAACGCAAAAGAAAAGAACGUAUGGGCUGGGAUAAUGACUACCUUCACUAUACGAACACGGACAAUCCUUUUGGAGAUGGUAACUUGUUAUCCACUUUUGUGUGGUCCAAGAAGCUGGAAAAGGAAGGUCUGACAGGAGUGAGCAGAGAAGAACUGGAAGUUCGCAAUCGCCAGAAGCAAGAGGAGAACCGCAGGGAACUGGAGAAGGUGAAGAAACGCAGGCAGGAGCGUGAACUGGAGCGGCAACAACGUGAGGAAGAGAUGUCGCUGAUGCAACGCAGCAAAGAGGCAGCCCAGUUCCAGGAGUGGGAGCGACAGGAGGACCAGUUCCAUUUGGAGCAGGCCAGAUUGCGCUCCUGCAUCCGCAUCCAGGAUGGACGAGCUAAGCCAAUUGAUCUGCUGGCUAAGUACAUCAGUGCAGAGGGUGAAGUGGAUGCCGUGGAAAUGCACGAACCAUAUACGUACCUUAAUGGCCUGACCAUCAAGGAUUUGGAGGACUUGAUUGAGGACAUAAAGGUGUACAAAGAGCUGGAACGGGGCAAGAACCUGGACUACUGGAAUGAUAUCACUGUUAUUGUGGAAGAUGAAUUGCAUAAACUGCGCAAACUAGAAAAACAGAGCGCGUAUGAAGCAGCGGUUGGCAGACGUGAAGGGAUUCAUCAGUCUGUUGCCAAGGAAGUUGCGUCAGUCUUCAAAGGCAAAACUGCUGCUCAGUUGGAGGCACUGCAGCUGCAGAUCGAGAUGAAGAUCAGUGGGAAACCUGAAGGUGUCGACAUUGGGUACUGGGAGUCUCUGCUGUCUCAGCUGAAAGCUCACAUGGCGAGGGCACGCCUUCGAGACAGGCAUCAAGACAACUUGCGUCAUAAGCUCGAGAUGCUGAAGGCCCAGCAAGGGGUGGCAGCAACUGGCAGUGAGGAAGAGACAGGCAAUGGGGUAGAGACAACAGUUAAGAUAGAGCGAGACACUAUCAGCGAGGCAGUGAGCAGUGAAUCUUCAGGCAGUGAGAAGGAGGAGAGAGGGGAUGAAGUCGCAGAGGGCAAUUUAAUGGCAGAUGCCAUGUUAUCUGAGAGCUUUGCGGAUUAUGAGUCCGGGGGCUACAGUCCACAGUACCUGAGCCAGUCACAGCUGGAUCCAGGUACGCUAGUGAUGAAUGAGGAGGAUGACCUGCAGAGGCUGAUGUUUGCCAGGAUGCAGGUCCUGGGCACCGGUAGUCGUGUUGAGAGUGUGAUGGCUGCAGAAGAACAAGCUCUACAGAGAGAGGCCAGGAAAGGGAUGACCGCAGAUGAGGCCGAAUUCUCUGUGGAAACGGCACUUGACAGCCAAGUGUAUCUGUGGUCGGACAAAUACCGGCCUCGUAAGCCUCGAUACUUCAAUCGGGUACACACUGGUUUUGAAUGGAACAAGUACAAUCAGACCCACUACGAUAUGGACAACCCUCCCCCAAAGAUCGUCCAGGGUUACAAAUUCAACAUAUUCUAUCCAGAUCUAAUUGAUAAGAACACAACUCCCGAGUACUUCCUGACACCAUGCCCUGACAACAAGGAUUUCGCGAAUCUGCGUUUUCACGCUGGCCCACCUUAUGAAGACAUAGCUUUUAAGAUAGUGAACCGUGAGUGGGAGUACUCCUACAAACGAGGGUUUCGCUGUCAGUUCCAUAAUAACAUCUUCCAGCUAUGGUUUCACUUUAAGAGAUACCGCUACCGACGGUAGUCUCUUACUGGAUAUAUAUAGCAAGGUGUAGAGCCAGUCCUUCACCUUUACAUACCGUCUGCAUCUUCAUUGACUUUUAAUAUCAUUCGUCAGAGAAACCAUUCAUAUGGUAUAUAAAUGCAUAUAAAAGUAUGCAGUCUACACAAUAUUCUGUUUUUAAAAAACAAAGUAGACACUCUCGUGUCAACAUUUGUUUUUAUUGACACUGCACGUUUUGACCCUUAUACUGGGUCAUCAUCUGGCAUACAAUGACACCAGUCUCAGUCAUCGAACUGCAUCUCUACUAUUUGCAUCUAAUUCAGUAAUAAUCCUUAGUGUGCUCUUGUGAGUUUUAAAUGCAUAAAUUGAAUCUUUCAGUUAAAAUUUAAAGUUCUUAGAUAAUAAAAUUUAAAAAUUAAAGACUGAAGAUUAAAACAUAAAAAUUAAAAUUGUACAGAAAUGGAAAUGAAAUAUUUUGUGAUAAAUCUGUUCAAAACUUUGUGACCGCUAUGUGUUGACGUGAUUUUCUGGUGGUAGAAGCGAGUAUAGUGUGGGGCACCUAUGUAUGGGGAUCUCACAUGAGUUAGGUCGUGUGGUCUUGACCUUACUAUCCUCUUGUGGAGCUUAUGCUCGUUAAUCUGUAUGUCACCCAACAUGUUGUUUAUUUGGAGUAAUCUGGAACAGUUUUUUAAUUAUUAUAAGACAAAGCUUGUGAGUUUAUUGUUAUUGAACUUGCUAUUGUUAGGUUAUUUAGUAUAUGUGCUUAUGUAUAUUAGAUUUUCUUACAAUGAUCUGUGUACGGGCUUCUCACCCUCUUGUUCAUAUAAGUAUAAGAAUGUACAUUGGUUCUCUGUGAAGUACAAAAGUUAUGUAAAUCAAAAUAGCUCUAUAUGUAAUGAAAUCCAGUAUCGCUACCUUCUCAUCGUUGUCUUGUAAAGACUGAAUUCUUCUAUGCAUUGCAGCUCCAAAACCAAUAAAAAUAAAGUUGUCCAUGUGUUUAUAUAACCCUUCACUGCGUAGCUUUGCAUAUCUGCAAA
Molecule: messenger RNA, 3285 nt
Organism: Cryptotermes secundus
Lineage: Eukaryota; Metazoa; Arthropoda; Insecta; Blattodea; Kalotermitidae
Gene: cactin
Product: cactin
Exons: 12
Coding region: 137-2269 (710 amino acids)
Biological process (GO): mRNA cis splicing, via spliceosome
Cellular component (GO): cytoplasm; spliceosomal complex
Molecular function (GO): protein binding
Source: RefSeq, a predicted model, not a curated record